This is a messenger RNA of Gambusia affinis (western mosquitofish), 2792 nucleotides long. RefSeq names its product empty spiracles homeobox 3 (gene emx3). The record is from RefSeq and is a predicted model, not a curated record. Gene Ontology annotation, molecular function: DNA-binding transcription factor activity, RNA polymerase II-specific; DNA binding. The coding region runs from base 448 to 1194 and encodes 248 amino acids. Lineage: Eukaryota; Metazoa; Chordata; Actinopteri; Cyprinodontiformes; Poeciliidae. The transcript is spliced from 3 exons. Gene Ontology annotation, biological process: neuron differentiation; regulation of DNA-templated transcription; central nervous system development.
AUCCUCCUCCUCCUCAUCCACCCCAUCAACAAAAUGGCUGUGGCAGUGGCUGCCUCUGCGCAUGCUCACAGCACACCUCCGGCAGGUAUGUGCGCUCGUGCAAGCUUUCCCGGUUCAUCAGACUCCAGCAUGAGGCGGCAGCAGGUUCGUGGAGACACCCACUGAUCCGAGGCUAACACGUUCAAACUCGGCUGCAGCAGCUCGGGGACUCCGCGCGGUACCCCAAUCCGGAUCAAGUUUGUGAUUUUUGUUCACGUUCUCCAGCGGAGAGAGGAAAACUCUCGGGAGCUCAAACCUGGAAUUUACGCACGGCUGGUGCGCACAGGCCGACAAUCGGGAAGAGUUAUGGGAGAACUGGAAAUCUGAACCCCAAGAGUCCGAAGGACUGGACUAACUAGACGAGAAUAAUUGCAAUUCUUCUUCAUCCUCUCCGCUCAGGUGCUCACCAUGUUCCAACACAGUAAUAACAAGAAAUGUUUCACCAUAGAGUCUCUGGUGGGGAAGGAUGCGACCAGCCAUAGUGGCGGCGGCGGCGGCGGGGGCAGCUCCGGGGAUGAACCCAUCCGGCCCACUGCGCUCCGCUUCCCGGACUCUCUGCACCCGGCUUCAGCCACCGGGGUCUUUGGCUCCUGCUUCCAGGGGGGCAGCGGGAGGACUUUGUUCUCUGCCGGGCCGGACAUGAUGUUGCAGGAGACCGGGACACACACGCAGAGCCCCGGCGGGCUCCCGCUGCACCCGCUGCAGAUCCCCCCUCAGAGCUUCUUCAGCCCGCAGCAUCGGGACGCGCUCAGCUUCUAUCCGUGGGUGCUGCGGAGCCGCUUCCUGGGACAUCGCUUCCAAGGAGAGGACAGCAGUCCAGAGAACCUGUUGCUUCACGGCCCAUUCUCCAGAAAGCCCAAACGGAUCCGAACGGCUUUUUCACCUUCCCAGCUUCUGCGCUUGGAGCGAGCUUUUGAAAAAAACCAUUACGUAGUCGGAGCUGAGAGGAAGCAACUGGCGAGUGGGCUGUGCUUGACUGAGACACAGGUAAAGGUGUGGUUUCAGAACCGCAGGACGAAGCACAAGCGGCAGAAGUUGGAGGAAGAGUCUCCUGAAGCUCAGCAGAAGAGGAAGGGCAGCCAACACGUCAGCCGCUGGAGAGCAGCGACGCAGCAGGCCGGCAGCGAGGAUGUGGAUGUCAUCAGCGACGAUUAGACUACAGUUGUCUCGACGCCAUCUCAUAUAUACACACACAAAACACAUCUUUUAAAAAAGUAAAUAAAAGCAUUAAAAUUAAGGAAUUGAGACCUGUGACUUCUAGUCAAAAACAAGGUUUAACCCUUUUCACUGCACGCCUACACACACACUGCAGAGUAAAACCAAACACAUGUAUGAACACGCACACACACACGUACAUAUAGACAUAGAUGGCUUUUCUUGCUAUGGACUGACAGAUGGACAAUGAACCUGUCUGUUCUGGACAAUGGAAAAGGAAAAGAAGAACUGAGGGUUGUUUUGUUGUUUUCUUAGGAAAAAAGAAAACUUUCUGUCAGAUUUGGACUGACAAGGCUUCGAUGCUUCCAAGAGGCAAAAGAAGAUGACAAACUGACUUUGGUUCUGGUGCCAAACAAAGACUGUGUCCUGAAACUUAAACAGAAAAAAAGACUUUCAAAGCUGCUGGGCUGCAGGUUUCUGAACCAGCUCGCAGGCAUUCUGAGAGAAACGAUGUUCCUUCAACAGAGAGGAAGGAACUGUCCUGGAGUUUGUUCAAAAGCAUUAGUCUGUGAGAUUCUUGAUAAUCCAGACUGAAGCUAUUCGAGGCAAAGCUGCUUCCAAAACCCUCAAACUGAAAGAUUUUGAGUCUAUUGCUUUCCCCUCAAUUUUCAAUAAGGAAUCGAGACAAUUAGAUGUGACGGAUGAUAGCUUUGCUCAAAACUUAUUGCAAAAAUAAAUAAAGUCAGCUAAAAAUUUUUGGAAGUUUGUAUUUUCCUGUCUUGUGUUCCCAUGUGCAGUUAAAGUAAAGCUGAUACAGACAGGACUCCUUCACACUGGAUGAAGACCCUGCAAAUUUUUAAGAAGCCUGAAAAAAUGUAGAUGGGUCUUUUGCACGUUUUUAGAUGGUAAUUAGGAAUCAAUGUCCUCCCGCAUUACAGAUAUUAAAUCAUGAAAGUUCUCUGAGGGUUUCAAGGAUGCGUAAAACUUCCUUAUCAAAGUGGUUUCUCAGUAAGACAACAGCAGCAAUAGUAACGGUGUUAGUCUGAGGUGGUAGGAUCAUUGUAGGAGGGUCCUGAACUCGCACCAUGAAUGCAGGAUAUGAGUUCAGCUGCUUAGUCAGUAGUAAGAGUGAACCAUCGCCCCACACUGAACGAGGUUCUCCAAAUUUGCUACAUUCCAACCAUAUUCUUGUAAACCAAAAAAAAAACAUUAAUGGCUCUUCAUUUCAUGAAGAAAGUAAACUAAAAUGGAUCUGCACAAACUUGUAUAAAAUACACUGAGCAACACUGACAGAUGACUUUUCAAUUACAUUCACUCUAAACCCCGAACUUGGAGAACCUGGUAUCUCCUCUCAGUGUCGACUCAGCUGUUAAUUUCUGAAUGCAAAAUCCGAGCUGAGCUGAAAUUUUUAGGCUUGCUGUUGCAUCCUGUCUCAAAAUCCUGUGGAUUGUUCAGCUUCCUUUAUGUAGAACUAAUUCAGCAGCUUUUGUUUUCCUCACCAACAGAAAAAAAUCUGGAAUGCCAAUAUUUGUUUGAGGUAAUUAUGUGGACAAAACCUGACUUACAAAAAUUAUGCACAAAACAAAAAAAGAAAAAAA